Aureobasidium pullulans EXF-150 is the source of this 967-nucleotide messenger RNA. RefSeq names its product thioredoxin-like protein. The transcript has 2 exons. Bases 37 to 708 code for a protein of 223 amino acids. The record is from RefSeq and is a predicted model, not a curated record. NCBI's taxonomy places the organism in Eukaryota, Fungi, Ascomycota, Dothideomycetes, Dothideales, Saccotheciaceae.
GAAUAACAUCAAUCUUUAGAGAUAAAACAAGCAACAAUGUCUUCCAACAUCAAACCCCUCAUCCUCCACGCUCACACCACAGGCCCCAACCCCAUCAAGGUUGCCAUCGCCCUUGAAACACUCAAGAUCCCCUACACCCUCAAGCUUUGGGAGUUCGGCGACGACCCUAAGAACGGACUCAAGGGCUCCAACUUCCUCUCCAUCAACGAAAAUGGCCGUGUUCCUGCCCUCGAGGACCCAAACAAUGGUGUUGUGUCUUGGGAGUCUGGUGCAGUCAUGAAUUACAUCAGAAGAAAGUACGAUACCGAGAACAAGUUGGGACCGCAAGGAAAGUCUGAGCAAGAUAUUGUGGACUUUGAAAAGUGGGGGUAUUUCUUGCUUACGACUUUGGGACCGAUGACUGGACAGACCAAUUGGUAUAGACAUUACAACGAGACCAAGAAUGAGGAUGCUUUGAACAGAUAUGCAGCACAAACAUACCGCUGCUACCAGGUACUUGAAGGACAGCUGAAGAAGAGUGGUGGUGAGAGUAUCUUGCCCGGCGGAUAUACGGCUUUGGACGCUCAUUACGAGCCCUGGGUCCGUCAGCACGCCUAUGCCGAAUUAUCGCUUGACGACUAUCCGACCGUCGCAAAGUGGUUGAAGAAGUAUGGCGAGACUGAAGAGGUCAAGGCUGCGUACAAGAAGAUCCAGGAUGCUGCUUCGUAGAAUGGGUUGAGGCAAGACAGCACCUAUGGCCCAACAAGUUAUAGAAUGUACAGUGAUAUGUAAAGUACUGUGCAUUCUAUAACUUACACAUUGAGAGCAAAAGCUUACUGAACUCCGGUCCGGGCACAUAUUGAGCCAGCCAUGACAUUGUGGUAUUUAUGCAAGAUAUUGGCAUGAAAUGUUUUGUUAGCUUUAGUUGACCAUAUUGUCUCAGAAGCAACGCAAUUCACACAUGUCUAUUCGCAAAUAAUCUCAAAGG